AUGAGUAAUCGAAUCAAUGCUAAGGCUGCUGCUUCCUCAGAUACGUCAAUUAGAUUAGAGAUCAAUAGCGUGGAUGCUAAUGACGAUGUGCUUAAAGAUUUGAACGUCUUCCCAUCUACCGAUUGGAAGGAACGCCUACAGCUAAUAAAGGUGCUUUUGCCAUACAUUGAGUUUGACAAUAUCUCAUCGACUGGAACUGAACCUAGAGUGAUUAGUUGUACUGUACUUUCGCCCUUACUAUUUCAACUCCAAUUGAAUCUACACAUAGACUCCGAAGAUGCUAUCGUCGAGACCAAAGUCACGGGGUUACUUGCUGUUAAGCUUAUGGCUCCUCAAUAUGCCUCGGUUUUAAAAACCAAUUAUAUUUCAAGGAAUAAGGUCCAAAAUUUGUUGUAUAGUCUCAAUUCAUUUGCUGCUUGUAUUCACCGAAGAACCAAUGCAUUUGUUAAAGUGAUUCGAAAGUAUCCAGGUUUGGUGACGAAUGUUAACCGAGACUCACUAGCCAAUAACUAUACUACUUAUGCUCAUUUAAAGAGUUGCGAUGAAAUAAUCUUGCUUUUACCUGCCAAUUCAAUAAAGCUUUGCAUAUUCUGGAGCGUGGUCUUAGAGGACGAAAUCACAGGAGAAUGCACCAAUACUAUUAAUCUAAUUGGUCCAGACCCCAAAUCCAAUGAGCUCUUUCAAAUGCUCUUGGAAUCAAAUUCAAUGGUCAAUGCGGUUUCAUCUCUUCUUUCAACUUGCUACAAUUACGUCUACUAA
This is a messenger RNA of Lizanozyma spartinae, 759 nucleotides long. RefSeq lists its product as uncharacterized. The coding region runs from base 1 to 759 and encodes 252 amino acids. The transcript is spliced from 2 exons. NCBI's taxonomy places the organism in Eukaryota, Fungi, Ascomycota, Pichiomycetes, Serinales, Debaryomycetaceae. The record is from RefSeq and is a predicted model, not a curated record.